Aspergillus mulundensis is the source of this 966-nucleotide messenger RNA. RefSeq names its product TDA10 family protein. Bases 1 to 966 code for a protein of 321 amino acids. The record is from RefSeq and is a predicted model, not a curated record. Gene Ontology annotation, cellular component: cytoplasm. NCBI's taxonomy places the organism in Eukaryota, Fungi, Ascomycota, Eurotiomycetes, Eurotiales, Aspergillaceae. The transcript has 5 exons.
AUGCCCGAGAUCUUCGACGACAAAUCCGAACACUGCAUCCCGUUCCUCCUCGAGCGCCUGAAAGCGCACCAGGCGCAGCACGGCGACGACCCCGCCAAUACCCCGCCGUUUUUCCUCGGCCUGAAUGGUGUCCAGGGUGCUGGGAAGACUGUUCUGGUCUCAACCCUCAACGCAACCCUCCGCUCCCCGCCAUACUCACUGGCAGUCGUAACCCUCUCCCUCGACGACCUCUACCUCACACACGAAGACCAAGUGUCCCUUGCAAAGAACAACCCAACGAACCCGCUUCUCCAACAUCGCGGCCAACCAGGCACACACGACCUCCCGCUCGCGCAAUCGGUCUUCGCGUCCCUGCGCGCCGGCCGGCAGACGCAGAUCCCGCAGUACGAUAAGUCGGCGUUCAGCGGGCAGGGCGAUCGUGUCCCCGUCGCGAAAUGGGAGACCGUUAAUGGUGAGGGUCAGGAGCAGAUCAAGGUUCUGAUAUUCGAGGGGUGGAGUGUGGGCUUCCGGGCGUGGGAUGAGGAUGUGCUGCGGCGGAAAUGGGAAGAUGCGGUUAGGCGGAAGGAGAGCGAUCCGGGGUAUAGGGGGAGGCUGGGGCAUGUGCGGUUUGAGGAUGUGAGGAAGGUCAAUGAGGCGUUGAAGGGGUACGAUGUUUUGACCGACCAGCUGGAUGCGUUAAUACAUAUCGACGCCCAAGAUAAUUACUUCGUCUACGACUGGCGGCAAGAGCAGGAGCGGACACUCCGAGCCACGAAAGGAAUCGGAAUGACCGAGGAACAAGUCAACCACUUUGUUGAUGGCUAUUACCCUUCAUAUGAACUCUACAGCGAGACGCUCCGCGCAGGGGCAUUCAAGCCGGUUCCGCACUCAACGACUGCAGAUGCAUCACCGGAGGGGUGGGAGGGAAAACAGCUUAGGUUGAUUGUGAACAAGAAUAGGCGGGUGCAGGAGGUUGUCAAGAUAUAG